AUGGCUGACGUGGUUUCAACGCCUAUACUGACCGACAAUCAAAACAAAUCGGAGCUAUGUAGUGGCGACAGUGAUUACGGUAGCCAGCACGCCAAUGGCAGCUUUCCGAUGGAGGUGGAGGAAGCUAACCAUGUUAAGCAAGAGCCAGCAUUGGGUUCGUUCGAAGCCGCCCUCGCUGCAGCAGCAGCCGGAGCCACCCACCGAAAGAAAGAGAACGCGCCGCCACCGAAGAAGGUGAAAGAGGAAUACUCUGACGAUGAUGACAUCCCGUGGGCUGAACGUAUGGCGAAGGAGAAGAAGGAGAAACCAGUUGAGAAGAAGAAGGACAAGAAAAGAAAGGGUGGAAGCGACAGUGAGGACGAAUACAAACCGGAGGUUUCGGAUGAAGAUGACGUCCCAUGGUCUCAACGGUUGAAGAAGGAAUCGGUUCCAUCGGCAAAGAAGAAACCGAAGAUAGAAGCUGAUUCAGACUUUGAGGAAAAGAAACCAAAGAAAGGCAAAAAGAAUAAGAAACAUGAAAGUGACAGUGAAGAAGACUAUACUGAGUCCAAGAAGUCCUCAAAGAAGGAGGUUAAGAAGGAGAACGGUGAACCAACUCAGAGAAGAAAGAAGAAGGAAGAGGAACCAGAAGAUGUCUGGGAAUGGUGGAAGGAAGAGAAGAAACCAGCUGGUGUGAAAUGGAACAGCCUUCAUCACAAGGGGCCACUUUUUGCUCCUCCGUAUGAACGCCUGCCAGAGCACGUGAAGUUCAAGUAUGAUGGCAAGGUUGUCCUCCUUUCUGAGGAAGCGGAAGAAGUAGCAACGUUUUACGCAAAAAUGUUGGACCACGAAUACACAACAAAGGACGCCUUCAACAAAAACUUUUUCCGUGACUGGCGAAAGGUAAUGACUCCCGCUGAGCGCGAAUUGAUUACUGACCUCACAAAGUGUGACUUCCGGCAAAUGGAUGUUUAUUUUAAAGAACAGUCAGAAAUCCGGAAGUCAAUGAGUAAGGAGGAAAAAGCCAAGAUCAAGGAAGCCAAAGAAGCCGAAGCCAAAAUAUAUGGAGUCGCCUAUAUCGAUGGUCAUAAACAAAAGGUUGGGAACUUCAGGAUAGAGCCACCUGGUUUGUUUCGUGGACGAGGUGGUCACCCAAAAAUGGGUAUGCUGAAGAAGCGAAUUCGACCCGAAGAUGUGAUCAUCAACUGUUCCAAGGAUAGCGAAAUUCCAGUAGCUCCAAAUGGUCGCAAAUGGAAGGAGGUUCGGCACGAUAACACUGUAACAUGGCUUGUAUCUUGGACAGAAAACGUUUUAGGGCAAAACAAAUAUAUCAUGUUAAAUCCGAGUAGUAAGAUCAAGGGUGAAAAAGACUAUGAAAAGUACGAAACCGCGCGACGUUUGAAGACUCGAAUUGACGACAUUAGGGCCGUAUAUACUGCUGAUUGGAAAUCGAAGGAGAUGCGUGUGCGACAGAGAGCAGUCGCGCUCUACUUCAUCGAUAAGUUGGCUCUUCGAGCAGGUAACGAGAAGGACGUUGACGAAGCGGCUGAUACUGUUGGUUGUUGCUCGCUGCGUUGUGAACAUAUCAAAUUAUACGAGAAACUCGACGAUAAGGAAUACGUGGUUGAGUUUGACUUCCUUGGUAAGGACUCCAUUCGCUAUUUCAAUCAAGUGCCGGUCGAAAAGCGGGUUUUCAAAAAUCUCCAACUUUUUAUGGAUAACAAGGAACCUGGUGACGAUCUCUUCGAUAGACUUGAUACUGCUUCACUGAACGAACACUUACGCUCUCUUAUGGACGGUCUUACUGUGAAGGUGUUCCGUACUUACAACGCAUCUAUCACCCUUCAGCAGCAACUGGCCAAAUUAACAAAUCCUGACGACAAUGUCCACCAGAAGAUGCUUUCAUACAACAGAGCAAAUCGGAUGGUUGCAAUUUUAUGUAACCAUCAACGCGCAGUACCAAAAGGGCACGAGAAGGCUAUGGAGAAUUUGGAGCAAAAGAUAAAAGAUAAAAAGCGCGAGCUCAAAGAAGCUAAAGCUGAAUUGGAAAAAGCAAGAGGCGCCGCCAAAGAAAAGGCACGAAAGAAAGUUGAUCGCUUGAAAGAACAGCUGAAAAAACUCAAAAUCAGCAGAACUGACAGAGACGAGAAUAAGCAAAUUGCGUUGGGCACCUCAAAGCUCAACUACCUGGAUCCUCGAAUUUCGGUGGCUUGGUGCAAGAAAUUUAACGUGCCAAUAGAAAAGGUGUUCAAUAAAACCCUGCGAGAAAAGUUCCGUUGGGCUAUCGACAUGACUAUGUCAUCAGAUGAAGAGUACAUUUUCUGA
Ostertagia ostertagi is the source of this 2304-nucleotide messenger RNA. Lineage: Eukaryota; Metazoa; Nematoda; Chromadorea; Rhabditida; Trichostrongylidae. The record is from the annotation of a GenBank genome assembly.